Molecule: messenger RNA, 2701 nt
Organism: Astyanax mexicanus (Mexican tetra)
Lineage: Eukaryota; Metazoa; Chordata; Actinopteri; Characiformes; Acestrorhamphidae
Gene: rbm12bb
Product: RNA binding motif protein 12Bb
Exons: 2
Coding region: 516-2342 (608 amino acids)
Biological process (GO): regulation of RNA splicing
Cellular component (GO): nucleoplasm; ribonucleoprotein complex
Molecular function (GO): RNA binding
Source: RefSeq, a predicted model, not a curated record
GGGCGCUGCUGUGAUGCUGCUGUUCAGCACCCGGAUGGAGACUGCGCAGCGCUGCUGUCGCUAAGCUAACACUACCGGAGCGUCUCUGCGUUGUUUUAGUGAUAAAUCUGUGUUUUUAUUAUUGUAUAAAGGCUGCAGUCCCGGCGGUGUUUCCUCUAAAUCCCGUGUGCGGGUGUAUAAUCGAGCUAAAGCUCCUGUAAGUUGAUCCUGUAUCGUGUUUCUCUGCGUGUUGGCCUGUUCCCGAGCACCGGCCUAGCUCACCUCCUGUAUUACUGUUCAGAGUUCAGAGCAGAAAUGCUGCUUAUAUUCUGCGUUUUAACUAAAAAUAGAGAUAUAUACCUUAGAUAAUCCUGUGGGACGGUGACUGGAGGCCUUUUCUCUGUGGUUUCUGUGCGGUAGGCUAGCUAGCUGUUGUGUUCUAAAGCUAGGUUACGGGAUUUAAUCUUUUCUAGGUUCUCACAAAGAACACCGGACCGUGCUGCACCAGUUGUGCGUGCUGUUGUGCGUGCAUCAUCAUGGCAGUGGUCAUCCGCUUACAGGGACUCAGAGUCACAGCUGGUUCUGAGGACAUUCGCAGUUUCUUCACUGGCCUUAGAAUACCCGAUGGUGGGGUUCAUAUAAUCGGUGGCGAGCUUGAAGAAGCUUUCAUAAUAUUUGUGUCUGACGAAGACGCACGGCGAGCAAUGAGUCGCUCGGGGGGAUGCAUUAAGGGCUCCCCGGUCAACUUGCUUUUGAGUAGUAAGACGGAGAUGCAGAAGGUCCUAGAGGAAAGCACGAGAAAGGCCGAAGCUAACAACAACAGGCGAAUUUACAAGGAGGGUGUGAAAAGGCCCCCAGCUGCAGAAGGAAGACCGCCACCAAUGAAUGAGGAUGUAAGAGUCGAUAUGCGAAGAGGAGAACCAUUUCAGGACUCUCAAAAUCAGAUGGGGGAAGAUAAUGAUGGCUUCUAUUUGCACUUGUCUGGCAUGCCGUUCGCGGCCUCUCAGGAGGACGUCCGGAUGUUCUUCAAGGGCCUGCAAGUUGAAGACAUGAAUUUUUUGAAUAAUCGUUAUGGAAUGUUUAAUGGAAUCUGUUUGGUUAAGUUUGCCACAACCGCGGAUGCUAGAGAAGGCCUCAAGCUGGACCGGCAGUACAUGGGAUCGCGUUACAUCUGUAUAAAGGUCUGCUCUGAGGAACAGUGGGUGAAUGCUGGAGGUUUUGUGCGACCACCGGUCCGUGCACGAUCACGCUCCCCAGUUCGAUCAAGAUCGAGGUCCCCCACUAAUGAGGAGUACUGUGUGCUGUACGAAAACCUCUCAGCUUUGGUUCAAAAGCGAGAUAUAAAGGCGUUAAUCCAGCCCGUCUUCUUAAAGGAUGACCAGAUUAUCAUUUUCGCUGAGCAGAAUCGGGAGAACACUCAUUCAGCUGUUGUGGUGUUCCGAAACUUGAAGGACUAUUGCUCUGGCCUGGCUCACCACAAAGAAAUGUUUCUCAACAGGGUUGUCUUCGUGUCUCCCAUUUCCAAAGAGAAGAUGAUGGCCCUUUUAGAAACUUCCACACAAUCAAGAGAUGGCAGACGGUCCAGCAGGUCAUCUGAACGUUCACAGAAGAGCUCCCACGACUCAGAGAAGAGGUGUCUCUAUGUCCGCAAUCUGCCAUUUGACGUCCGCAAGGUGGAGAUCAUGGACUUUUUUCAUGGGUUCCAGCUGUCUGAGGACACGAUUAUCCUGCUUCAUGACGAGAGAGGAGCUGGGCUUGGUGAGGUGCUCAUAGUCUUCCAGACGGAAGAGGAGGCUAUGAUGGCACAGUCUCUGAACGGGCAAAGGUUUCUUGGAUCGCAGGUUAUUCUGAAAUGCAUCACUUUGGCUCAAAUGCAAGCGUUUGGCGUCAGCAACGAGAUUGUGGAGAGGAGCGUUCAGAGGAACCCAGGAAGAAGAAGUGACCCGCCUCCUCAUUCCCCCGAGCAAAUGAAUCGAGGUGAUCGGGACAUGAUGCCAGACAGGCCUUACUUUGGGCAGGGAAACAGUUCUCAGUUUGAUAGUUUUGAGAACAAUGACUUUCAUGGACCGGGUACACAAUGGUCUGGCCCUCAACAGUACGGACCACCUGACCAACAGUUUGAUGGCCCGACGUGUCUGAAAUUGCUCAAUCUGCCCUCCCAGAUAGGGAUUGACGAAAUCUAUGACUUCUGCUAUGGAUUCAGAGUAAUUCCAGGUUCUGUCUCGUUGCAGUACGAUAGGAACGGUGUGUCUAUCAGUUCCGCCACUGUCGUGUUUGAGACUCACGGUGAGGCGGUCACUGCUAUUGAAGAGUUGAAUGGAAGACCCAUUGGUACGAGGAAAAUCAAGAUCGUGUUUGUUUAAAAUUGGGCUUUAUUGAUGAAAUGCUGCAUUUGUAAGGACUUUAAAGCUUGUUUGCCAGUAGUUUUCCUUUUCGGUUCUGUGGAUUCAUCACGUGAUAAAUUAGAUAAUCUUUAUGUUGCCUUUUAAAUGAGAAAGUUUUCUUCACUCUCUUUGUGUUGUUUUUAAAACUACAAAAAUCUGUUAUGUAUCAUCUUUAAAUUGGCAAUAGAAAAGUAAUGAUGUGGUGUUAUUAUACUGGUAUUUUUUUUUUUGCACUGUGUAUAUACAUUAUGCAUAUGAUGCCAAUUGACAGUUUUUAUUUAAGAAUUACUGUUAAAAAAAAAGAUUGAUUUUCAGAUUAAAAUCUAAUUUGUGUUUGA